AUGGUUUCAAUUUUGUCCACAAACAUCGCCCAAAUAGAACUGGUGGUGGUGUUGGAUUAUAUAUUUCUGACAAAUUUCGAUUUUAAAUUUCGCGCUGACUUGAGUUUUGACGAUAUUGAUGUUGCAGAAUCUUUGUUUACUGAAAUAUCAAGACCCCUUGGGAAAAAUAUUAUCGGUGGUGUUAUUUACAGGCCACCUAAUCAGAGAGGUGGUGACUUUGUGUCAAAACACAAUGAUCUGUUAGCGAAAAUCUCUAGAGAGAACAAAAUAUGUUUUAUUAUGAGUGAUUUCAAUUUGAAUUUAAUUAACUUUCAACAUCACCAAAACACUGGCGAAUUCCUUGAUGGCUUGCACUCGUAUAUGUUUUUCCCCAUGAUAACACGUCCCACCCGAAUAACUUCUCACACCGCAACAUUGCUA
Molecule: messenger RNA, 420 nt
Organism: Porites evermanni
Lineage: Eukaryota; Metazoa; Cnidaria; Anthozoa; Scleractinia; Poritidae
Source: the annotation of a GenBank genome assembly